Staurois parvus is the source of this 474-nucleotide messenger RNA. NCBI's taxonomy places the organism in Eukaryota, Metazoa, Chordata, Amphibia, Anura, Ranidae. The record is from the annotation of a GenBank genome assembly.
AUGGGCCCCUGUACCGCCUCCUCAUGCUGCUGCCAGGCCCGUAAUCUGCCAUGGGCCCCCGUACCAACUCCUCAUGCUGCUGCCAGGCCCGUAAUCUGUCAUGGGCCCCUGUACCGCCUCCUCAUGCUGCUGCCAGGUCCAGAGUGUGUCAUGGGUCCCUGUACGGCCUCCCAUUGCUGCUGUCUCCAUCGCCACACUCUGCCAUGUGCCACUUUCAGGUCUCCUCACACUGCUGGUGGGUUCCAUUUUGUCAUAGGGUGCUGUAUGGCCUCCCAUUGCUGCUGCCUCCACCGCCACACUGUGGCUCCACACUCUGGUUUUGGCCCCGUGACUGCCCAAAUGAGUGAAGUGUGCGGUGAUUCUAAGAUCGACGGCACUCAUCUGCAUGUCAUACUGACUGACAGUAUUAUUUCUCUUCCCCAGCAGACUCCAAGGGCAUUUAAAUUAAAGGUACAGUGUUCUGCACUAAUAUAA